Leptinotarsa decemlineata (Colorado potato beetle) is the source of this 1101-nucleotide messenger RNA. It is a transcript of the gene Syt14, whose product is annotated as Synaptotagmin 14. Gene Ontology annotation, molecular function: phospholipid binding. The record is from RefSeq and is a predicted model, not a curated record. NCBI's taxonomy places the organism in Eukaryota, Metazoa, Arthropoda, Insecta, Coleoptera, Chrysomelidae.
GUGAGAUUGAUACUACUACCGAGCAAAAAACAAAAGCACAAAACCAAAAUAAGAUCGGGUGAAAAUCCACAGUACAUGGAGAGUUUUGUUCUACAUAGAGUUAACCCAGAGGAUGUGAAUUCCAUGGGAGUGCGAUUGAGACUAUACGGCUGUGAAAGAAUGCGUAGAGAAAGACUCAUAGGAGAAGCUGUUGUAAGCUUCGCGAACAUCAAUUUAGAAUUAGAUAAUAACUUCUGGCUGAACCUCGAGCCAAGAUCGAACACAAUAUUAGGAGGCUGCACAGGUGACCUUUUGAGCUUAGCGAGGUCCGACAGUACCGGUUCAGCGCAUUCGAUGCAACAUGGCGGUGUGCCCGAACUACUUUUAGGUCUUUGUUAUAAUGCAACCACUGGUAGGCUCAGUGUUGAAGUCAUCAAGGGGUCCCAUUUCAGCUAUCUUUUGCGGAACUUGGCAGUGAAUCGACCUCCAGAUACUUACGUCAAACUUAAUUUAGUCAGCAGUACUGGACAAGAACUAGCCCAAGGAAAAACAACUGUCAGAAGAGGCCAACCUAACCCUCUUUUCAAAGAAACAUUCGUUUUCCAGGUGGCGUUGUUUCAACUAGCGGACGUAACACUAAUGGUGUCGGUAUACAACAGAAAAGGCGUGACUAAAAGAAAGGAAAUGGUAGGCUGGUUCAGCCUGGGCUUGAACUCCAGCGGAGCCGAAGAACUGGCACACUGGAUGGACAUGAAAGAGUAUCAACAGGAGCAGAUAUCAAGAUGGCACAUACUCGUUCAGUCAUAGCCAUUACACAUAUCUUUCAGAUUCAUUUUCAUUAAUGGAAUCUUAUAUUAUUUUUCUUGAAUUCCGCAAAUUUUCUCACUAAUAGUUCUAUACUUAAGUUCUACAGUUGGACCACAUACAAAUUUGAAUAACAAGUUUAUCGGCUGUUUCCCCAUCAAUCAGUUCAAAUCAAUGAUCAUCAUCAUCAUCAGAAUUCACAAAAUUCUGUACUUGGAAUUUCAUUGAUUUCCCGGUUGAUGAUAAAAACGUAAUCAUCUCAGCUGUGGCUUCCUUGAUAAAUCGAAAUAUUUAUGAUGAAAGUAAUCUCUACUUCUA